Messenger RNA from Anopheles darlingi, 897 nucleotides. It is a transcript of the gene Josd, whose product is annotated as josephin-like protein. Gene Ontology annotation, biological process: protein deubiquitination. The transcript is spliced from 6 exons. Lineage: Eukaryota; Metazoa; Arthropoda; Insecta; Diptera; Culicidae. Bases 315 to 863 code for a protein of 182 amino acids. The record is from RefSeq and is a predicted model, not a curated record. Gene Ontology annotation, molecular function: cysteine-type deubiquitinase activity.
GCAGGCUCUGUGUGGCAAAAUUGCAGUCGAAACACGGUGACGUUUGGAGUUUCCUAUCUCGACCUGUGUUUCGCCGAAUUGAUAACGGCGACCACACAACCGGAACGACCGGUUUUGGGAUUUCCCCCCAAUCGGAAACAGUUCGCGAUGGCGCUGUCAACGAACGGCUGUCACCAACCGAACUUCCAGCCAAACACCGGGAAUCUCGCAAUCAAUAAACAACCGAUUUUGUUCUUCGGAGGAGCCUUUAUGAUUUAGAUAGUGUACCUGUGCUGCUGCAGCUAUCCUUGCAAUCAACCGAACAAAGCGAUAGCAUGUACCACGAGAAACAGCAGCGAGAACUUUGUGCGUUGCAUGCACUAAACAACCUCUUCCAAGAUAAAACUUCGUUCAGCAAAUCGCAACUCGAUGAAAUUUGUCAAACACUAUCGCCCAACGAGUACAUCAAUCCGCACAGAUCACUGCUUGGACUCGGAAACUAUGAUGUUAACGUGCUUAUCGCUGCGCUUCACAUGAAAGGCUGCGAGGCGGUUUGGUUCGACAAACGGAAAGAUCCGUCGUGUAUCGAUACGUCCCAAAUUGUGGGGUUUAUAUUGAACGUUCCCACUACCUACAAGGUGGGGUUCGUUAAACUCCCAAUUCAGCGAAAACACUGGAUCGCUGUGCGACAAAUUAAUAACGAAUAUUGGAACCUGGACUCGAAGCUGGAUGCACCGCAGUGUUUAGGGAACGAAUCGAGCCUUCUGCAGUACCUUCGCGAACAGUUGACCAGCAACGAAAAGCAACUGUUUAUUGUUUGCACAAACGAAGUAGGAAAUACACAUCAAUGGCUACGACCGGAAGGGGAAACCGACCAGAGAUAAUGUUGGCUGAUGCAAUAAAGUUCAAAUUUUGGUA